AUGCGAGUCUUACCACUUGUCCUGGCACCAGUGUCAGUUCUGGCUGGCAUUCUACCGACCUUUUCUAUUCCCGGAUGGCCCAGCACAAGCCCAACCACCGUCAAGGCAUCGAGUGCUGCUGCCGUCACCGGUGCCCCGAUACCUAAGCCCUCAGGAAUCAGUAUAUCCAGCGUCACCUAUUCAGGAAAAGGCUGCCCAUCCGGAAGCGUGUCGACUUCCCUGUCCGCCGACAAGACUGUCGUGACCCUCGGCUUCGACAAGUUCCAAGCAUACAUCGGGCCGGGGACGUCAGCAGCAGACCGCUCCAAGAGCUGCAGCCUCGUCCUCACGCUCAGGUACCCACCGGCAUACUCCUUCGCCGUCGUGUCCAGCACGUACCACGGCUACGCGCAACUCGACAGCGGCGUCACGGGCAAGUUCUCGUCGGCCUAUUUCUUCACGUCGCUCUCGGGCGCCACGUUCAGCACGAGCACCAGCGUGCUGGGCGGCGGGGCGCUCGAGGCUGGGGAUGUCUACACCAAGAGCGACACGAUCUCGACGCCCAGCUUGGUCCUCAGCCCGUGCGGCAUCUUGGGGGUCGGCUCGUCGGCCCUGCUCAACAUCGGCAACACGAUUUCCCUCAGCAGUUCUAAUUCCUCGGCUGUCGGGUUGAUGACGAAUGAUGAUGCGACGGUAUCUACGACGCAGCAGGUGGCGUUGAAGUGGUUCAGUUGCUGA
Diaporthe batatas is the source of this 717-nucleotide messenger RNA. RefSeq lists its product as uncharacterized. The record is from RefSeq and is a predicted model, not a curated record. Bases 1 to 717 code for a protein of 238 amino acids. The transcript is spliced from 2 exons. NCBI's taxonomy places the organism in Eukaryota, Fungi, Ascomycota, Sordariomycetes, Diaporthales, Diaporthaceae.